Aspergillus pseudotamarii is the source of this 453-nucleotide messenger RNA. RefSeq lists its product as uncharacterized. The transcript has a single exon. The record is from RefSeq and is a predicted model, not a curated record. NCBI's taxonomy places the organism in Eukaryota, Fungi, Ascomycota, Eurotiomycetes, Eurotiales, Aspergillaceae. The coding region runs from base 1 to 453 and encodes 150 amino acids.
AUGCCCAACAAAGACGACUAUAUCUUCAACGAACUCGUUGGAGGGAAGGGCGGUACGGACUUCGGCGACGCGCUAUGGAGUGAUAAACCAGUGACAGAGGUCGAGGCCUGGUACGGCCAUGCAUGGAAUGCGGAUUUCACGGUAUUGAAGGGAUUGAGAGUCCACUGGGGCGACAGGUCAAGCCCAAUGGUUGGCCAUCCAUCGCAUGAGUCGUUGCACACUAGCUAUUCUUUUGCCCCAAAUGAAAGGGUCCGCUGGAUGACGCUGAAUGGAGCCCCGCCAGAGUCGGAGGGUCGUUGCGACGCUCUCAAGUUCGAAGCAGAUAACCCCUUCGCUGCGGGUGGCACUGGCGGCUAUGAACGCCAUGAAAUACCCGGAAAUCACGUUUUCCAUGGUUUUAUCGGAAGGGCGGAAGGAGAUAUCGAUAGCCUGGGAGCAGUUUUCCAUAAGUAA